Messenger RNA from Cyprinus carpio (common carp), 1487 nucleotides. Its product is annotated as ribokinase-like. The transcript is spliced from 8 exons. Gene Ontology annotation, molecular function: kinase activity. The record is from RefSeq and is a predicted model, not a curated record. Bases 766 to 1422 code for a protein of 218 amino acids. Lineage: Eukaryota; Metazoa; Chordata; Actinopteri; Cypriniformes; Cyprinidae.
AUAUUAUUGUUACCAGCACUGCACAUUUUAACUAAUGACUUCAGUAAUUUGUCAGAUUGUCCUCCAGGCCCACUUUCAUAAUUAUUCUGACUAAAUUUGGCGUAUUGCAUCUUAUUUACAUGACAAUGUAUGCACUCACUCCCUAGAAAACUAUUUUAAUAAUAAUUAAAAUAAUUAAUCUAUACUUAUAAUACAUAACAUUAUUAAAUAUUUUCUCCUACAUGUAACGGCCAUGUAACUCUGUUCGUGCAGAGAUGAUAAUAUCUAUUGAAGGGUCAUGCCCACACAGCAAAACACUUCAAGGGAUUCAAACCAUUUAAACUGAUUUGAAUCUAAGUAUUCAGAAAAUGUAGCCUGGACUAAAGUUAUUUUGAGAAAAUGUAGGCUGUUCCUUAGCCGCCGGCAGGCUUUUACAGCCCCCUGAGGCCUGCUGAGAGAUUUGAGCAGAUUAGCACUCUACCAUUCACAUACGUUGCCUGCACGAAAGGGAUUGAAUUAAUGAAGGAUUUCCAUGGUUGUUGUCAAUCACAUGAUCCAGUCCUGAAAUAAUCAUCCACAUUAGUGCAGGCAUGCUCAAUGUAGAGCGUAACUACCAAUAUUUAACCAUUUAAAUGUUGCUCUUCAAUUUUGUUUUCUCAACAUUUGAUUAAAAAUUUCCAUAAAUAAUGUAAAUUUAUGAGUUUCAGUUAUCUAAUGUUGUAGUUUUGUAUCUGUUCAAUCUAUUUUAUUCAAUAUAAAUAUAUCUCUCUUUUUUAAUAUUAGGACAUGUCUGAAGACGUGAGUGUUGUCGUGGUGGGCUCUUGUAUGACUGACUUAGUUAGUCAGGCACCUCUGCUUCCCAAGGCUGGAGAGACGAUACAUGGGCACAGGUUCUUUAUCGGUUUUGAUGGCAAAGGGGCCAAUCAAUGCAUCCAAGCUGCACGAAUGGGGGCCAAGACUGCCAUGGUGUAUAAGGUCGGCAGAGACGUUUUUGGGAAUGACUAUAUUCAAAACUUCAAAAAUAAUGGCAUAUUGACUGCCUAUGUAGAACAGACUGAACAUGCUGCAACUGGAGCUGCCUCUAUCAUCGUAAAUGACACAGGUAAAAUGAAAUUGGUCCAAGCAUCCAGGUCGGGUGCAGCAGAUGGAUCCAGACUGAUGGACAGGUCUCUAGCAGCUGAGCAGACGAGUAUAUCAGUGAAGACCAUUUUUAAUCCAGCUCCAGCUAUUGCAGACCUGUGUUCUGAUUUCUACAAAGCAUCUGAUGUUUUCUGCUGCAGUGAGUCUGAGGGAGCUGGCGUUCUGGCUUUCUACAUGGCCCAUUAUCCCACAAUGCCACUGGAAGAGAUGGCCAGGAGAGCCAAUUUCGUCGCAGUCGUGUCUGUACAAACUGUCGGCACUCAAACGUCUUUUCCAUUUCAGAAGGAUCUGCCAACAAGGUGACCCUUGACGUAAAAACAACACCAUUAAUCUGUGCACAGUGUCCACAGAAUUAUUGUUUGUAUAAU